Hypanus sabinus (Atlantic stingray) is the source of this 920-nucleotide messenger RNA. Its product is annotated as fucolectin-1-like. The record is from RefSeq and is a predicted model, not a curated record. The coding region runs from base 93 to 587 and encodes 164 amino acids. NCBI's taxonomy places the organism in Eukaryota, Metazoa, Chordata, Chondrichthyes, Myliobatiformes, Dasyatidae. The transcript has 5 exons.
CAGCUCCCGUGGAGACCCUGCAGAAGGCAUCAAUUUACCUGGGAAUUGGAAGUGACACCUAGACUAAAGGAACUCCCUCUGUGCAUCACAGGAUGGAUGCCCGUUACCUGCUGGUGUUUGUCUGUGUCUUCGCUGUGGCUCGAGCUCAUCAUUCAAAAGGCAAUCUGUGUGAUACCAUUCGCGCUACGCAGUCGAGCAUAUCGGAUUUCAAAGGAUAUGCCCUCAAUGCCAUCGACAGGAACCAUGACACCGACUACCAGCAUGGGUCGUGCAGCAAAACAACUGUGCAGUCGUCGCCCUGGUGGGCCGUCGAUUUCUUCUACCAUUACAUGGUCUUUGUUGUGAAAAUCACUGCGGGCCUUGGCGUUAGUGAUGCAGAAAUCCGCAUUGGAGACUCGAUGGAAAUCACCGGCAAGGACAACGCCGUUUGUGCAAAGGAUGUAUCCGUGCCUGCGGGCGAGACUAGGUACUUUUUCUGUAAACCACAAGGACUACAUGGACGUUUCAUGACCAUUAUCAUCCCCGGGAAGACAACAGCCCUGUCACUCUGUGAAGUGGAAGCCUAUGGGGCACACGAUCCUCACUAAAUCAGUUCCCCCACAUGGAGAAUAACGCGGAUCUUCCUUUGUGCUUCCGCCUUCCACGACUGAUCCGAUAGAAAAAAAUACAGCUUCGUAGCCAGAGCUAUUCCAGUCUAACCCAGCUUCAAGCAGCAAGUUUCACAGAGAGCCAAUUGUGGUGAACUACAUAUACCUGCUGGACACGCCCCCCGCCCCCCCCCCACCGCUGACUGCUCCUGUGGCUCCUCCCACAGACCCCGGUAUAAAGGCCACAGACCCUUCCUCAGUCUCCAGGAUGUUGUAUGAUGGUCACUUGCUGCUUGUGCUUUCUUCCAGUCAAUAAAAGCCUGCUUUAACUCA